This is a messenger RNA of Puccinia triticina, 2835 nucleotides long. RefSeq lists its product as uncharacterized. The transcript is spliced from 4 exons. NCBI's taxonomy places the organism in Eukaryota, Fungi, Basidiomycota, Pucciniomycetes, Pucciniales, Pucciniaceae. Gene Ontology annotation, cellular component: cytoplasm; plasma membrane; cytosol. The record is from RefSeq and is a predicted model, not a curated record. Gene Ontology annotation, molecular function: protein-macromolecule adaptor activity; ubiquitin protein ligase binding. Bases 1 to 2835 code for a protein of 944 amino acids. Gene Ontology annotation, biological process: ubiquitin-dependent endocytosis.
AUGGCAGAGCUUCAGAUACAUCUGACUGAACCCUGUCUAAUCUUACCCGGUGCCUCUCCCAAUGAGGCAGUUGCAGAGCCUCGAAAUGAUGUCGACAGCAUACGGACAUCGUCUGGUACUGGUACUGCUGGUUCAAAUCUGAUCAACCUGAUAAAACAGCGACCAAGAUUGAGCAGUUCCACCAGUCAGUUUUCUAAUCUGUGCCCUGCCGACGUGCCCGUUCAGCUUCCCGGGGAAGGCGAAGAAAGCUUUCCACCUAUGGUCGAGUUGAGCUCAGGAAAGACUUCAAUGAUCCGUGGCUUUGUGGUACUUCAUGUCUCACAGGCCAUCAAUCUCAGCCGGCUUUCAAUUAAAUUUUCGGGCAGCACUCACACCACCGGGCCAGAUUCCGCUGCCUUGGCUCCGUCCGGCAACAGCACAAUCCUUAUCGCCGAAGAAUAUACCAUCACGGAUGCAAGUCUGAUCUCAGCCGAAACAUAUCCCCGGGCUCCCCCUUACAAAUCGGAUUCCAGCGCUUCAUUGAACCCCAGCUCGAGUCGUGGUCACUCACUAUUUUCAGUUCACCUGAGCCAAACAGAAAACAAUGAACUGGAUUAUGGCCGAGGAACUGGGACCCCAAACCGUAUGGAUCAAGCUUUAUCCGGUACAUCUAUUAGCCAUUGCAAUGCAAAAAUAUCUGCCCUCACAUUUGAGAAUUCAGUACAGCCACUAGAACUGGAGCGCGGAAGGCGACCGCGCAGUGCCAGUAACCCGAGAAGCUCGUUAUUACUAAGCGCGAGCGUUUCGCACUAUUUUCAUCGUCGAAGUCGUAGCGCCAGCUCGUUGGACAAACGCACAACGAUUCCUUUAGAGGCAGAUACGCAGACAGGCAGUCCCACUGAGCGCAGUAGUUUCGUCAUGGUCAACAAAAUUCAAGAGCCUGAAGAUUUGUACCCAAUGUAUCAAGACUCAGUUUUUCACGACAUGUUGGCCAACCAGUACAACUUAUUGUCGGAGGAGGGCUUCAUCUCCAACGAGCAAUCGAAAUCGCCCUCUUAUGAAGCCCAUUAUCACGCCCCACUCUCACCAGAAGCCGUUGGAAAAGACUCUCCGGGGGCUGCUGAUUUGAGUAUCAAACCCCCGUCCAAGAAUAGGCUCCAAAGCAACGAGCGGAGUCGAAACUCAACGUCCUUCAAGAAUAGCAUCGCUCAAUUCAUGGGUGCUUUCAAAUUGAAGAGAUCCUCUUCGCUCUCCAACUCGCUCAAUCUCCGAAAGACUACUACUUCCAUCGCCUCCAGAAAAAGUGGCAUUCCCUCUGGCGAAUCUGCCCGACCUUGCCGACCGCAUUCGACCAUAGGUCAACCAUCAAAAGAGGUGUAUAAGUACAAUGGCGAUGCUAAGACUGGGUCAGAUUUGGCGCGCUCAAACUCAAAUUCAUUUGGAUUACAAAGAUUUGGAUGGGGUCGAUCGAGUUCCAGGAGGCGUAGCUCCCCAUCAAGCAAGGUCAACAACACCUUGAAGAAAGCGGAUCCUAAGAAAAACAAGAGCGAGGCCAAGGAAGCAUGCUCUUUUCCGAUUGCCGCUUCCGAUGAACAAACGAGCGCCAAAAGGGAUUCGUUCGUAAGCGAAGACCCCUUUGGAGUUUCUCACUCUUCGAGUAUCAUAAAUGUUCCCGAUUUACCGAAAGCGACUUUCUUGAAGCCCGGAGUUUAUAAGUAUCCUGUUGUCGUCCCAGUUCCCAACCAUCUCCCUCCCAGCAUGACUUGUAAACAUGGAUCUAUUUCUUACUCUUUGGAAGCACGACUGGCGUACCAAGACGUACAAGAUUCAACUUUGCUUGCCACUCAUCAGCAAAUCCCAAUCGAUCUGGUAGACCCAUUGGCCGGCAGUCCGAGUUUGAACCCUUCCUACCGAGCUCAACUUUCCGGAGAAGAAGAUGCGGUCAACGAAGUCUAUAGUAGCUAUAGUGGUGUCAACAUUGAACGAACAUGGGAGGACCAGCUUUACUAUCAAAUUCGAAUGGAUAGCAGGAAAUUCUUGGUCGGCGGAAAGAUUGGAUUCGAAAUCCAAUUCAAUCCUCUCUCGCGCAUGAAAAUUUACAAGUUCCAAGCGGACAUUGAAGAGAAGACCCAAUACUUUAUGGAUCACGAGAAACAGUACUUGAGGCAUUGCGAUAGCCAAUCUUUCAACCUCGUCAAACUAGAGCAAACUUCGCCGAUAGUCAUCAUCAAAAAAGAAGCCGAGGAUAAAUUUGCUGCUUCAAAAUUACGGGCGAGCGAUGUUCCAUUGCUGCCAAUAAUCUCAGCGGACGAUUUGUUUGUCAGCAAAUCGCCGCUGCUUCCGUACAUCCAAGCGAACCCGACGACUCGGAGACCGAAUGGAAAUGGAUCAUCAAACACACCGAAAGCCGAUGCGAUUUCAGAACUGUCGAGCUGGUCCGACCAAUCCGGUCCGUGGAAUCUUAGAUUUGAUCUGAGGCUUCCGCGAUGUCAUUCCUCCUCCAAAACUCCAGACGGAGAUAAGAGCCUAGAAAAGCAUCCAAAAGGGUUGAACUUCACUUGUCAACAUUCUAGAAGUCCGAUCGUAGUCAAACACUAUCUGAGACUUCGUAUGAGGGUCGAGCGCGGGGACGAUCUAGCAUUGGAUAAACGAGGUCGUCGUAAGAAAUAUGACAUUAUCCUAUCUAGCCCGAUACAAAUUCUGAGCUGCCAAUGUAAACCAUAUAGUUUACCAGCAUAUGCGUCGUCUGACCCCACAGACAUGACGGAAAUACUCAACAUCUUCAAGGAAAUUAAUGCCGCCAAGGAAAGCUCAACGCCUUCGCUUCAAUGUAAUUGCAUUGCAAGGGUUGAAUAG